This is a messenger RNA of Umbelopsis ramanniana AG, 1296 nucleotides long. RefSeq lists its product as uncharacterized. Gene Ontology annotation, cellular component: endoplasmic reticulum. NCBI's taxonomy places the organism in Eukaryota, Fungi, Mucoromycota, Umbelopsidomycetes, Umbelopsidales, Umbelopsidaceae. The transcript is spliced from 4 exons. Gene Ontology annotation, biological process: sphingoid catabolic process. The record is from RefSeq and is a predicted model, not a curated record. The coding region runs from base 471 to 1148 and encodes 225 amino acids.
GUUUACUGUAACAUUGGCGAGUGACACAGAUACGCUUUGGAAUAAGCUGUUCAACGGUAGUAAAUGCUAUUGACUAGGCUAUACCUAUUGUGAGCCGACAAUUUUUAUAUCUUAGCAAUCCUACCUUAUCCCAUCCGGCGAAGAGUGAUUGAUAUCAGCCUUGAUGGCAUCGUGAUGGGGUGAUUUUCAAUCCAUCCACUUUUUAACUCAGGUUUUUAUCAUCAGGGUCAUCACCAAAGGUAUGUUUUUCAGUAGGGAAAUUGAGUUACGACAUUGGCCAGUCGUACGUAAGUUUCUCAAUGACAUUAUAAAAUUCAGUAUCGAACGAUACAACGCUUUCAAGCGCUGAACAUGUGCAUAGAAGAAGCCUUCUAAAUGGUAGCGUUAUUACUGAAGGCCAUCGAUUUUGAGUGGGAUGACCACCAUCAAAAAAACUUCACGUGGAAACCGCUAAGUGCGCGGGUGAGAUAAUGCGGGGUAUGGGUUCGUUAGAUGGGAGGACAAAAUUACGAAAGCACAUUUACCUCUUCUCAUUGCCCUCCAUGUCAUUUCUCGGCAAUCUCUUCAAUCUCAAGCACCAGCUUGUUGUAUAUGGUGCUCAUCACAACAACAAGGUUAAUGUGAUUAUUCACAUUAUAUGUGUACCCAUUAUUUUUUGGACAGCUUUGGUUUUUGCAUCGAAUACCGGUCCUCUAUUGGAUGUCAGUACCUUGCCAUCCUCCCUCCAAUGGCUCAAGUUAUUUGGACCGGAUUUAGGGUUUUUCGCAGCAGUAUUUUACUUUGUUUACUAUCUUUUCCUCGACCCAGCAACAGCUUUGCUCUAUGCACCAGUUCUAUACGGUAUGAGCUAUUAUGCAACCUAUCUCCACCGCACCAACCCAGAAGCCAACAACAUUGCUCUCGGCCUUCACAUUGUAUCUUGGAUUCUUCAAUUCAUUGGCCACGGCGUUGCUGAAAAGCGAAGCCCCAAGUUAUUAGAUAACCUCAUUCAAGCACUGGUUCUUGCUCCCUUCUUUGUGUUUUUUGAGAUCCUGUUCACUCUUGGUUACAGACCCAAGUUGCAUAAAGAGAUGAUGAUUGAGGUCAACAAGGAUGUCGCGGCUUUCAAAGCCAAGCGCGAAGCUCAGCAGAAGAGUAAGAAGGCAUAAUUUUAACACCCUCAGUAAUGGCUUGGGAAAUUUUUUUUUUUGUUCAUAUGUACUGCCACUAUUCUAUUUAUCCGGUAACAAGGUAGACACACCUACUGUUCCCGCUCUCCUCCACUCCCAAGUGCCUGAAUCAAACAAUAUAUUUCUU